AUGUCCGGAGCAGGAGGCCCAGCGUUCAAGGACGUCGACUUUUCCAAGUCCAUCCAGACACCCCCCGACUCUCCCGGCAAGCCAAAGAGCAAGUUCACACACAAGAAGACGGAGAGCUGGAGCAAGCACUUCCAGAAUGGCAACAGGAGAGAUGGCAGUUGGGCCAGCGUCGAGAACAAGAUGGCCAUCCCAACCUCGCCAGGUUCGCACAACACCAUCGAGGUGCCUGCCUUGAGGUCGCCUGAUGCCGAUGCUUCCCAGUACAUGCACAACCUCUCCGUGUCACCAUCGCAGAAGGAGCGGAGACUAUCCCGCAACUCGUUCGGUGCUGCCCUCCCCAUCCCUCGCUCCAAGCGCCAGUCGCGCUUGAGCAGCGUCACGUUCCCCGAUGUCCAGGAGGCCCUGAGAAAUGCCUCCAAGGAGAGCCAGCGCCCCGGCAUGCCCCCAAUCCAGCCCACCAGAGAAAUCCUGGUUUCUCAGGUCCAGGACGUCCAGUCCGACAAGGUCAAGCUGGCCAAGAACAUGGCCUUUGUCUUUGACAUUGACGGUGUCCUGGUCCACGGUGACCGCCUGAUCCCCGAGGGCAAGAUGGUCCUCGACAUGCUCAACGGCAACAACCAGCUCGGCAUCAAGAUCCCCCACAUCUUCCUCACCAACGGCUCCGGCAAGCCCGAGCUGGCCCGGACAGAGCAGCUGUCCAAGAUCCUCCAGAACCCCGUCAACACGGAGCAGUUCAUCCAGUCGCACACCCCCAUGCGCGCGUUGGCCGAGUACUACAACACCGUCCUCGUCGUCGGCGGUGAAGGGUACAAGUGCCGCGAGGUGGCCGAGCAGUACGGCUUCAAGGACAUCAUCGUCCCCAACGACAUCGUCGCCUGGGACGAGUCCAUCGCCCCCUACCGCGUCUUCACCGACGAGGAGCGCGCCUCCGCCCGCCCGAGGGACUUUUCCAAGGUCAACAUUGACGCCAUCAUGGUCUUCUCCGACUCGAGAGAUUAUGCCACUGACAUGCAGAUCAUCAUGGAUUUGCUUGUCAGCGAGAAUGGCCGGCUCGGCACCGUAGCCAAGGACCCCGUCUCCCAGCGAAUCCCCAUCUACUUCUCCCAGGGCGACUUCCUCUGCCCGACCGAGCACCCCCACCCUCGCAUGUCGCAGGGCGCGUUCCGCAUCGGGCUCGAGGCCAUGUACAAAGCCCACACGGGCGUCGAUCUGGAGCGUGUGGUCUAUGGCAAGCCCGAGCUGGCGACGUACAAGUACGCCGACGAGGUGAUCGCCUCGUGGAUGGACGUCCUUCACGGGGAGGAGAGGAUCCCGGAGAACAUCUACAUGAUUGGUGACAACCCGGCGUCGGAUAUUGUGGGGGGAAACAUGUACGGGUGGAACACUUGCCUGGUCAGGACGGGUGUUUUCCAGGGCGGGGAGAAUGAUGAGGAAAACCCGGCUAAUUUUGGGGUGUUUGCUAAUGUUUGGGAGGCGGUGACGGCGGCAUGCAGGAAGCAGUUGGGGGAUGAUUUCAAGUUUAAGUGGGAUGACCGGGUGAAUCCGGUGUUGCAUGGGAAUCAGUCGGCUAUUCACUGA
Podospora pseudocomata is the source of this 1578-nucleotide messenger RNA. RefSeq lists its product as uncharacterized. The transcript has a single exon. Lineage: Eukaryota; Fungi; Ascomycota; Sordariomycetes; Sordariales; Podosporaceae. The coding region runs from base 1 to 1578 and encodes 525 amino acids. Gene Ontology annotation, cellular component: mitochondrion. The record is from RefSeq and is a predicted model, not a curated record. Gene Ontology annotation, biological process: glycerophospholipid biosynthetic process.